AUGAUAUGGAUAUGCCAUAAGAUAACAUAUAGUUCCCGGUUUACACCAGAAAGGUGUACAGAUGUGCACUCUGGAAUGACGAUUGGGGCUGGCGUACAAUGGGGAGAGGCGUAUUCAUUUGCAGAGAAACACAACGUCACUGUUGUGGGCGGUUCCGAUAAGGCUGUAGGCGCUGUAGGAGGAUGGUUACAGGGAGGCGGUCACAGCCCUCUAUCAAACACAAUGGGACUUGGCGUUGAUCGAGUACUUCAAUACAAAGUCGUGACACCGGAUGGAAAAUACAGAGUCGCCAAUGAAUGCCAAAACAAAGACCUCUUCUUCGCGCUCCGUGGUGGUGGUGGAGGGACAUUUGGUGUGGUAAUGGAGGCAACAGUUCUAGCGUCACCACGGGUUACGGUGCAGACAUUCAUACUGCAAUUUAGUUCAAAUCGCACUCUUACCCAAGAGCUGUGGUCCAUCAUGGUGAACAAUAGCGUGCAGUGGUCCACCGAUGGCUGGGGAGGCCUUUCUAUGUCGUCUGUUGUGGUCAUGGUCAAUCCUAAACUUAGCAAAGAGGAUGCAGAACAAAGUCUUUCUGUCUUGAUCACUUUUGGCGAAAGGCUACAAGGUAUGCGAGUACCAGGACUCAAAAUAAUCCUCACAGAAUUUCCAUCCUGGGGAAAUUUUUUUGAUGCGUUCACGAAAGACUUCGUUGCAACAGUUGGAUCAAGUCUGGCGCUGACUUCACGCCUGAUAAGCAAAUCUAAUUUUGACACUCCGGAGAAACGACAAGAGUUAACCGCUGCCUUGCUUGCGACUGACGCAGAAACUCCUGGUUUAAUUAUUCUCAUGACGACACCAGCGUCAGUUCCGUCCUAUGGAAAGACAAGUGUGACUGAGGCCUGGCGCUCAAGUCUGUAUCAUGUAACAACCAUUGCCCCUUGGGGUUGGAAUGCGACAAAGGAGGAAAAAAGCGCUCAAUACAAAUCCGCGAGCGCGUCUAUUGAUCAUUUGCGCGAAAUAACCCCAGAUGCAGCUUAUUUCAACGAGGCUGAUACGUAUGAACCAAAUCACGAAGUUGCUUUCUGGGGGAGUCACUACCCGGAGCUAUUGCGUAUCAAAGCGAAGUAG
Messenger RNA from Psilocybe cubensis, 1110 nucleotides. RefSeq lists its product as uncharacterized. The transcript has 9 exons. Gene Ontology annotation, molecular function: FAD binding; oxidoreductase activity. NCBI's taxonomy places the organism in Eukaryota, Fungi, Basidiomycota, Agaricomycetes, Agaricales, Agrocybaceae. The record is from RefSeq and is a predicted model, not a curated record. The coding region runs from base 1 to 1110 and encodes 369 amino acids.